Pseudopodoces humilis (Tibetan ground-tit) is the source of this 1831-nucleotide messenger RNA. NCBI's taxonomy places the organism in Eukaryota, Metazoa, Chordata, Aves, Passeriformes, Paridae. The record is from RefSeq and is a predicted model, not a curated record.
GACAGAGCACAAAAGUGCCAAAAACCCUAACAAAACACAAGGGAUGGAGCCUUUUCCCCCUGGCUUUCCUGCUCCAAACUGCCUGGGGCUGGCAGCUGGUGGCCCCGAGGCUCUGGUGACCCUUCCCCGCUGCAGGGAGGACGCCGUGGUGAUCUCGGGGAGGAAGCUGGCGCGGCAGAUCCGGCAGGAAGCGCGGCACGAGGUGCAGCAGUGGGUGGCUGCGGGGAACAGGAGGCCUCACCUGAGCGUGGUGCUGGUGGGGGAGAACCCGGCCAGCCACUCCUAUGUCCUCAACAAAACCAAAGCAGCGGCUGAUGUGGGGAUCAGCAGCGAGACCAUCCUCAGGCCAGCCUCCAUCAGCGAGGAGGAGCUGCUGGAGUUGAUCAGCAAACUCAACAACGACUCAGCCGUGGACGGGCUGCUGGUGCAGCUUCCCCUGCCUGAGCACAUCGACGAGCGCAGGCUCUGCAACGCCGUGAGCCCGCACAAGGACGUGGACGGCUUCCACGUGAUCAACGUGGGCCGAAUGUGCCUGGACCAGGACUCCAUGCUGCCCGCCACGCCCUGGGGUGUCUGGGAGAUCAUCCAGAGGACAGGAAUCCCGACGCUGGGCAGGAACGUGGUGGUGGCGGGCAGGUCCAAGAACGUGGGGAUGCCGAUCGCGAUGCUGCUCCACACCGACGGCAGCCACGAGCGGCCUGGAGGGGACGCCACGGUGACGAUCUCGCACCGCUACACGCCCAAGGAGCAGCUGAAGCAGCACACGAUCCGCGCCGACAUCGUGGUGGCAGCUGCAGGCAUCCCCAACCUGAUCACGGCCGACAUGAUCAAGGAAGGCGCCGCCGUGAUCGACGUGGGCAUCACCAGGGUGCAGGAUCCCGUCACCGCCAAGCCCAGGCUGGUGGGGGACGUGGAUUUUGAAGGGGUGAGGAAGAAGGCGAGUUACAUCACCCCGGUGCCCGGCGGUGUGGGGCCCAUGACCGUGGCCAUGCUGAUGAAAAACACCAUCAUCGCCGCCAAGAAACUGCUGAAACCCAAAGAGCUCGAGGCUCUGCCUGCCUAGGCAGGCCUGGCACCUGGGCCUGGCUGGGCUCCCCUCAGGAGCUGGGCCCACCCUGGAACUGGGCCUAGCCAGGCCCCCCCUUGGAUUUGGGCCCACCAAAAGCCGGGCCUAGCUGGGCUCCCCUUGGAUUUGGGGCCUCUCCUUGGAUCCGGGCCUAGCUGGGCCCCCCGAGAGCCGGGCCUAGCCAGGCCUCCCUUGGAUCUGGGCCCACCACCGAGAGCUGGGCCUUGCUGGGCCCCCCUUGGAUCUGGGCCUAGCCAGGCCUCCCUUGGAUUUGGGGCCCCCGAGAGCCGGGCCUAGCUGGACUCCCCUUGGAUUUGGGCCCCUCAGGAUCUGGGCCUAGCUGGGCCCACCGAGAGCCGGGCCUAGCUGGGCCCCCCUUGGAUCUGGGCCCCCCAAGAUCUGGGCCUAACUUGGCUCCCCAAGAGCUGGGCCUAGCCAGGCCCCCCUUGGAUUUGGGCCCCCCAAGAGCCGGGCCUAGCCAGGCCUCCCUUGGAUUUGGGCCCCUCAGGAUCCAGGCCUAGCUGGGCCCCCCAAGAGCCGGGCCUAGCUGGGCUCCCCUUGGAUCUGGGCCCCUCAGGAUCCGGGCCUGGCCAGGGCCUCUCUGGCCCACGACAUUCCAGACUGACUCCCGAACAGGCCGAUAGAAAAUGCAAUAUUUCUUAUUUAUUGUCUCGCACGUGGGGCUGCUCCCCGCUCGGAGCUCACAGGUAUUUAUUGGAAUUUGGUGAGAGCUGGGAUUAUCCACACUCCUGCUUUGUGUUUGAG